This is a messenger RNA of Acytostelium subglobosum LB1, 1083 nucleotides long. RefSeq lists its product as hypothetical. Gene Ontology annotation, molecular function: ATP-dependent NAD(P)H-hydrate dehydratase activity. Lineage: Eukaryota; Evosea; Eumycetozoa; Acytosteliales; Acytosteliaceae. Gene Ontology annotation, biological process: metabolite repair. The annotation marks the transcript as partial. The record is from RefSeq and is a predicted model, not a curated record. The transcript has 4 exons.
AACAUACUAAUACAUCAUACCAUGAUGAUGUUGGGGAGCAACAUUGGUCGAGGUAUCAGAAGACGUUUGUUUAGUCCAUCAUCAUCUCUAUUCACUCUUUGCUUUACAACAACAACUACAAAUACAAUGUCAUCACAACAACAAAUACUACAACAGUUCACUAAAUACAUACCAGAGUUGAACAACUCAUUGCAUAAGGGACAAUGUGGCCGCAUUGCAAUCUUGGGCGGCAGUCAAGAGUACACAGGUGCACCAUUCUUUGCUGGUAUCAGCUCACUGCGUAUCGGUAGUGACAUCUGCCACAUCUUUGCUCCAUCAGAGGGCGGCACGGCAACUGCCAUCAAGACUCUCUCACCAGAGCUAAUCGUGCAUCCUCUCUCCAAUGAUGAUCCAUCAAGUAUUAUACCAUGGCUAAUGAGCAUCCAUGUGUUGAUCGUUGGACCUGGUCUGGGACGAUCAGAGGUUGCAUGGUCUUGCGCCAAAGAGGUGAUAAGGACCGCUAGAAGCAUAAACAUUCCAUUGGUAUUGGACGGUGAUGCAAUCCGUUUAGUCUGUACAAAUCUAGAGUUGAUCCAAGGCUAUGAGAAGGUGAUCCUUACGCCAAACUUUGUUGAAUAUAGAGCCCUAUCCGAUAGCGUCAAAGAGUUGACAAAGGACACCUCCAACGCCAUCAUCACGCCAGAGUCCAUGGCCAAGAGUUUGGGAAAUGUAGUGAUCGUUCAAAAGGGAUUGGAGGACACAAUUACUGAUGGAGCCAACUCCACGAUCAUUUGUAAUUUAGAGGGAAUGCCAAGACGCUGUGGAGGCCAGGGCGACGUGCUGGCAGGCGCCAUUGGCACAUUCCUCGCAUGGACUCAUCUCAAGAGCAAGCAAGCCGCCGAGUCUGGCAUCGAUUCGCAACUUUCCAACACCUCGCUCACCUCACCACUCACAAUGGCCGCCCUUGCUGGCUGCUCCCUGUUACGACAAGCGUCCAACCAGGCCUUUGUAAAAAACAGACGUUCCACCAUCACCGAUGACAUCAUCAAAGAGUUGCCUACUUCUUUCGAGGUCCUGUUUCCAUCUUUGACGCCUGUUACCGUA